CUACUAUCUAGUUUUGUUUGUUUACAUCCUUGGCUUACUCUGACGGUCUGACCCGCUCUGACCCUUGUAAGUCGUAGGCAGUCGUAGGUCGUAGGUUGAAUCAGGUUCAUCUCAGACUUCAUUAAACACUAGUAAGAUGCAGAAUAUGCCUAUGGGUCCAAUACCCAUGAAUCCCGGACUCCAACCUGGUGGUCUCCAGUCCCCAAUGCAGCAGCCUCCAGCAAAUUUACAGCAAGCACAAUUGCAAGCUCAAAUGCAGCAGCAGCAGCAACAGCAAGAAAAAAUGGAGAAUCCUUCAAACAUUGCCAAAGUCAAGUCUCUUGUCGGGCCAUUGAAGGAAUCCCUUUUGAAUACCCUAAAGACUGGAGCACAAUCAUUGCACCAAAACAGUAUUGUUGAUAUGGGAACAAUAAAGGGCAAUGAAUCAGGAUCUUUAAAGUUUGAUAAAAACGUGGAAGAAUUUUUCUCAUACUGCGAUCAAAUAGAAUUGAACUUGAAAACUGCCAUUGAGUGCGCCUCACAGGGUACUAGCAGUCACAAGUAUCUUCCUCUUCAGGUUUCACUGUCAAGAACAGAGGCUGGAAUGGUGACCCCACAGCAAGAUUCUAUCUCGUAUUCUCAGUUCUUGAAUACGGCAAAACUGCAAGUUGGGUAUGCAAGAGAACUGCAUGAUGCAUUUCAAGCUGCCAUCCAAGCACUGAAUUCAAGUGAAUAACUUAAGCUCAAAGUAGAUAUUUUAAUAAGAAAAUUUUGAUAUUGAUUAUAGACCAACAUUAAGUUCUGCAUGUCAAUAUUGCUAAAAUAAAAUACUUGUGUUUGGCAAACAA
Cloeon dipterum is the source of this 827-nucleotide messenger RNA. It is a transcript of the gene ix, whose product is annotated as intersex. Lineage: Eukaryota; Metazoa; Arthropoda; Insecta; Ephemeroptera; Baetidae. Bases 137 to 715 code for a protein of 192 amino acids. The record is from RefSeq and is a predicted model, not a curated record. Gene Ontology annotation, cellular component: mediator complex. The transcript is spliced from 5 exons. Gene Ontology annotation, biological process: regulation of transcription by RNA polymerase II. Gene Ontology annotation, molecular function: transcription coregulator activity; transcription factor binding.